CUAGUACAAGCUAUAUAAGAAGCAGCACAAGCAACUUGAAAAUUAAGCACUGCCACCAACCAGCACGUGUGGAUUUCGUUAUUAAUUUAGUUUUCUUCUAAUAUUGUGUUAAUAGUUUGUAUUUCCAUAAACGAAAAGUGUAUAAGAGUUUAGAGAUGACCGAAAGGGACUCGCAUCAGUUCAGUGAUGCUGACGAGGAGGAGGAAAUACCAUAUAAGAAUAACUUGGUGAAUAACUUCAAAAACUUGACCGUCAAGCAUGUCAUGUUCAAGGAUAUCGCAGAAGGUGAAAUUGAAAACGACGAUUUGAAGAAUAUAAUAGACGAAACAAGCGCAGACGAGCAAGAUGACAAUGAAGAAGCCGAAGAUGAUUAUGACUACAAUGAAGCCAGUGAUGAUGCUUAUGACUAUGAAGAGUCUUAUACCGGCUACCAAAAGCACAAUGCGCAAAUUUCACUCAACCACACAGGCAAUACAAAUGCUGGCAGCGCCGCACAGUCUAAUCGUUUGAACAGCUAUCAACCGAAUGAAAAACUUUUGAAACGUUACUCCGCGCGCAUCAAUGUCGAGAAAUACGAUCCGAAUGCCAAUAUGAGCGCGCAGGCCGCCAAUCGCUUGGUCACAUUCGAUCGGCGUCAAGAAGCGGAACGUGUGCGUGUGCGCGAUAAGCAUGAUCGCGCGACAGCUGAGCAAGUUAUGGAUCCACGUACACGUAUGAUACUGUUCAAAUUGUUAAAUCGUGGUUUUAUACAAGAGAUCAAUGGCUGCAUUUCGACUGGCAAAGAGGCGAAUGUGUACCAUGCUGUUUCGAAGGAGGACGAUGAAUACGCGAUCAAAAUCUAUAAAACAUCCAUUUUGAUAUUCAAAGAUCGUGAUAAGUAUGUAUCGGGUGAAUUUCGUUUUCGACACGGCUACUGUCGUCACAAUCCACGCAAAAUGGUGCGCACCUGGGCGGAGAAGGAGAUGCGUAACUAUUUGCGUAUGCAUAAUGCCGGUGUACCAGUGCCGGAACCCUUACUCUUGCGUUCACAUGUGUUGGUGAUGCGUUUCUGUGGCAAAAAUGGUUGGCCGUCACCAAAACUGAAAGAUGUGGAGUUGACUACCUCCAAAGCGCGUGAGCUCUAUCGUGAGUGUGUGGUGCUUAUGUGGCGUAUCUACAACAAAUGCAAAUUGGUGCAUGCAGAUUUGUCAGAAUUUAAUAUUUUACUACAAGAUGGGCAACUAAUCAUCAUCGAUGUGAGUCAGUCGGUGGAGCACGAUCACCCGCAUGCAUUUGACUUUUUGCGUAAAGAUUGCGCCAACAUAUCCGAUUUCUUCCGCAAACGUUCGGUGGCCACAAUGACUGUGAAAGAGCUGUUUGACUUCAUAACAGAUCAGUCGAUUACAGAGGAGAAUAUGGAGGCGUGUUUGGAGCGUAUAUCUGAAGAGAUCAAAGAUCGCGAUUUUGAAGCGAUCACGGCGCAAGAGAAAAUCGAUGAGGCGGUGUGGCAGAACACCUACAUACCCAAGCGUUUGGAUGAGGUGCGUCACUUUGAGCGCGAUGUCGAUAAGGCCAAGAAAGGUGUUAAGCAAGAUCUUAUAUAUGGUAAAAUUACUGGCUUAAACGCUGAGCUCAAUGUACAGGAGAAACCUGCUAUACUGGCUGGCGAUGGUGAAAAUGAGAAUAAAGAAAAUAUAGCAAACGCCACAAAAACCAACGACGACGGCACCGAUGCAAGUGAAGAUGAAGAAGACGAGGAAGAAGACUCCGAGGCUGAGGGUGAUGGUAACACUAGCUUUAUCAAUUCCUCGCGUCCACGUGACGAAUCUCCUGAGAGCAAAAAAGCGCGUAAGAAAGCGGUUAAAGAGGCAAAGGCGGAGAAACGCAAAGUGAAGGUUAAAAAGCAUGUCAAGAAGCGGAAAGAGAAGGUGGCGAGCACGCGCAAAUAAUUUUUAAUGGUUGAAAACCGCAUGCUUUUAUUAAAAAUUAGUACUUU
Molecule: messenger RNA, 1975 nt
Organism: Zeugodacus cucurbitae (melon fly)
Lineage: Eukaryota; Metazoa; Arthropoda; Insecta; Diptera; Tephritidae
Gene: RIOK1
Product: serine/threonine-protein kinase RIO1
Exons: 3
Coding region: 156-1928 (590 amino acids)
Biological process (GO): maturation of SSU-rRNA
Cellular component (GO): preribosome, small subunit precursor; cytosol
Molecular function (GO): ATP binding; protein serine/threonine kinase activity
Source: RefSeq, a predicted model, not a curated record